AUGGCUGCCCUUGGCACACACCAGCCAGGUGCCCCAACCGAGACCCAGAUUUCUGGUGACUCGAUCCCUCCAAAUUCAGGUGAUCUCCCCCACGUUCCAAGUCGCCACUCCCUCCCAGAUCCCGCCCCAGACCCAAGAGGAGUCAGGACCAGGAGCGCUCACCUCAGGGACUCCAGAAGAUCCCCAGGCACAGACAACAGGCUUCCUGGUCUCCAUUUGGGAGUGACAAAUGGCACUACCUUGGGGCAGCUGGGACCCCCACCAAUGGGGCUGCUGGCCCUGCAAGGGGCUUCUCCUGACAGCUCUGAAUCCCAUGAUGCUCCAAGACGGGCACAGAGGCUGAGGGAGAGGGGUCUCCCACAUCCUCAGCGAAGGUCUCUCCUCCUAAAUGCCUGGAUCCCACCAGCCCCAGCCCUGCUGAACAUCUUAGCCACCCCAGAAGAACCGGCCCAGGGGGAGAAUGUCACCCUGCUGGUGAGAGGCCUCCCUGGGGAGCUCGUGGCUUACAACUGGUACCGGGGGACGAACCUCGACCAGGCCCACCUCAUCCUGAGCUAUAUCAUCAUUACUGCGGACGAGACCCCCGGGCCUGCUUACACAGGCCGGGAAGCCGUCCGCCCCGAUGGGAGCCUGGACCUCCGGGACGUGGUCCCUGAGGACUCGGGCAGCUACAUCCUGCAGACCCUCAACCAGCAGUUCCAGACCGACAUUGCCUACGGGCACCUGCUGGUCUAUGAGAUCCUGUCCCCACCUCUCCUCCUGGCCAACGGCACCAAGCUGGUGGAGCGGCGAGAUGCCAUUCAUCUGCUGUGCAGUACCCCCAGCACGGGGGAUGUCCGCUGGUUCUUUAAUGGGGAGCCGCUCCCCAUUGGCAGCCGUCUGGGGCUCACCCCAGACAACCGGGUGCUGGUCCGGCACAACGUCCGCAGAGAAGAGGCCGGGGCCUACCAGUGUGAGGUCUGGAACCCUGUCAGUGUCAGCCGCAGUGACCCCGUCAACCUAACGGUGUACUAUGGCCCGGAUCGGGUAACGAUUGUCCAGGAAUCUGCCUUCCGGAUGGGCUGCACCGUGGAAGCUGAAUUCAACGCGUCUCUAACACUUUGGUGCGUGACCAGGUCCUGCCCAGACCCGGAGUACAUGUGGUCUGUCAAUGGGCGGCCCCAUGACAGCACCACCAGCUACCUCAGCAUCAGUGGAAUGACCAAGGACAAGGAAGGGACCUAUACCUGCAUUGCCAAAAACCCUAUGACCGAGCUCUCGGGCUCGGCGUCAGUCUUGGUCAAGAUGUCGGUUGCCACUUCAGCCAUGACGAUAGUGCCUGUUCCUGCCAAGCCCACCGAGGGAAAGGAUGUCAUCCUGUCUGUCCAAGGCUAUCCCAAGGAUCUUCUGGUCUAUGCCUGGUACCGAGGGACAGCCUCUGAGCCCAAUCGCCUGCUCAGCCAGCUGCCCUCUGGAAAUUGGAUUGCAGGGCCAGCCCAUACCGGGAGGGAGAUAGGUUUUGCCAAUUGCUCAUUGCUCAUCCAGAAGUUAAACCUCACAGACACCGGCCGCUACACCCUGAAGACUGUCACCCUGCAGGGCAAGACAGAGACACUGGACGUCCAACUGCAGGUCUCAAAAUGGAGCUCCCUGACCAUGGGGACCGUGUCUCCCCCAUCAGACUGGAGGAGCCCAUGUGGGAGAAUCCUAUCAGCCCCAACCAAACAGGAGUUCCUUGAAGAUUUGUACUAUGUCUCCCCCAUCUGA
Messenger RNA from Phascolarctos cinereus (koala), 1746 nucleotides. RefSeq names its product CEA cell adhesion molecule 16, tectorial membrane component (gene CEACAM16). The record is from RefSeq and is a predicted model, not a curated record. Lineage: Eukaryota; Metazoa; Chordata; Mammalia; Diprotodontia; Phascolarctidae.